ACGUUAUAUCUGCUGUCCACUCACCAACGACCUCACAUAAAAAGCUGCCCAUUGUCUUCAGCAGCUGCUGUUUGGCUCUCUUCACCUCCACAAAUUUACAGAAGUUGAAGUGAGGAGCACGACAGAUCCAGAGCGAUGAAUCCCAGAGGGGAAAAGCCGAAGUCAAAGAUUUCGGCUUCUCGCAAGCUCUCCCUCAAAAUGCUGCUCCUCACAAGAGCCUGUGAGGAUUUGGAGAAGGAGAGGCAAGAGAGGGAGGAGGAGAAAGUGCGCUAUUUAGGAGAGAAGUUGCCCCCUUUGCAGUUGUCUGGAAUGUCCAUGAAAGAACUACAAGACCUUUGCAAGCAGCUUCAUGCAAAAAUCGAUAUUGUGGAUGAGGAGAGAUAUGACUGUGAAUACAAAGUGAGCAAACACAACAAAGAUAUCCAUGAGCUGAAGCUGAAGGUACAGGACCUUGGGGGCAAGUUCAAAAAGCCUGCCCUGCGAAAAGUGAGGGUGUCAGCAGAUGAGAUGAUGAGAGCUCUCUUGGGCUCCAAACACAAGGGCUCAAUGGACCUCAGAGCCAACCUCAAGUCUGUGAAGAAAGAGGAUGUGAAACAGGACAAGGUGCUUACCUCUGAAGUGGGCGACUGGCGUAAGAAUGUGGAGGCCAUGUCAGGUAUGGAGGGCCGUAAGAAGAUGUUCGACACAGGUGGCGGAGCACAGUGAGCUCACCUAAAAGCAGGGAAACUUGAGCUGCCUAGACAGA
Messenger RNA from Archocentrus centrarchus (flier cichlid), 745 nucleotides. RefSeq names its product troponin I, skeletal, slow d (gene tnni1d). Bases 136 to 705 code for a protein of 189 amino acids. Gene Ontology annotation, biological process: cardiac muscle contraction; skeletal muscle contraction. The transcript has 8 exons. The record is from RefSeq and is a predicted model, not a curated record. NCBI's taxonomy places the organism in Eukaryota, Metazoa, Chordata, Actinopteri, Cichliformes, Cichlidae. Gene Ontology annotation, cellular component: troponin complex.